CAUCCCCAGCCGAAUCGUCGUACCAUCAAAAGACACCAAAAGACACAUCAAAAACCGUCAAUAUGGUCCUCGCCGUUGAUCUCCUCAACCCGUCCCCGGCCGCUGAGGCCCGCAAGCACAAGCUCAAGACUCUUGUUCCUGGUCCCCGCUCCUUUUUCAUGGACGUCAAGUGCCCGGGAUGCUUCACAAUCACCACCGUCUUCUCGCACGCCCAGACCGUCGUCGUCUGCCAGGGCUGCUCGCAAGUUCUGUGCCAACCGACCGGUGGCAAGGCGCGGUUGACUGAGGGCUGCUCUUUCCGCAGGAAGUAAACGACCGCUCCGAGUUACGUUGGCGGGGUUUGUGCGUUCUUAUGACGAUAUGUAAUGGAACCGGGUUGUAGAUCUUAUCGACACUGAUCGACUCGACUGCGGAUAGAAGAGGGAUCUUUCGACGAUUCGAGUCAAGCCAAAAUCAAAACGGGAGUUCCGGAUAUCUUGCGAUGAUUUCAACAACCCUGUGUCCCUCAAUUCUUAUUUCCUUUGUUGGGGCAUGCCUUUCCAUGGGAUUAUGCACAUGCAUGUGGAAGGGGAGAUGUGCAUUUCAGAGCUCUGGAUCAAUCGUCUGGCGCGAGGACCGGUGUGCAAUCGAGGAUACCUCUGCCUGCAAGUGUUCUUGUCCGAAAUUGAACGAAUCAAGCGCUUUGCAGUUUUUG
Molecule: messenger RNA, 694 nt
Organism: Westerdykella ornata
Lineage: Eukaryota; Fungi; Ascomycota; Dothideomycetes; Pleosporales; Sporormiaceae
Product: 40S ribosomal protein S27
Exons: 4
Coding region: 63-311 (82 amino acids)
Biological process (GO): ribosomal small subunit assembly; translation
Cellular component (GO): ribosome; cytosolic small ribosomal subunit
Molecular function (GO): structural constituent of ribosome; RNA binding
Source: RefSeq, a predicted model, not a curated record